Molecule: messenger RNA, 727 nt
Organism: Clarias gariepinus (North African catfish)
Lineage: Eukaryota; Metazoa; Chordata; Actinopteri; Siluriformes; Clariidae
Product: C2 domain-containing protein 2-like
Exons: 2
Coding region: 168-569 (133 amino acids)
Source: RefSeq, a predicted model, not a curated record
UUUUGAACAGAUGAGGAUGAGCGCCGGGGAGCACACCGCGGUGUCAGUGCCGGAGAACUCGGGGGAAAAGCCGAGAGCGCUGACAGGCUGAGUGCGGAUCUGAUUAGCAUGUUAGCGCGGAGUUAGCGGGCUGCUAGCGCUGAGCUGAGGGAGCGGUUCGAGCCGCCAUGGUGUCCGCGAGCGCCGGCGGCGGCGUGUCGGAGUCGCUGCAGUGGCUGUGUCUGCUCACGCUGUUCGCCGCCUCCGUGGUGACGUUACUCAUGUAUUUAGUGCAGUAUUUCGGUGUUUUCCGGAGCGCAAGCCGGGCCGCGGGGGAGCAGCAGCGGGGGGAGGCGGAGCGGCUGCUGGAGCUGAGGGGCUGGAGGGGCGCGUGGAGGAGAGCCUGGGUCCGAGCCCUGAACCAGAACCAGCACCAGAACCACUGCACUGCACAGGGAGCGAUUCAGCUGGUGUUUGAGGAGGAUGGUGUUCAGUCGUCAGAGCUCAGCGUGCAUCACAUCUCCAGCUUCAGAACAUCACCUGGACGUAAAGUUAGGCCUGUCACGAUAACAAAUUUUGCUGGACGAUAAAUUGUCCAAGAAAUUAUCGCGAUAAACGAUAAUAUUGUUGAUCUGAGACCAUUUUCAUCUACAAUAAUGAUAAUGGCAUAAUAAUGCACAUACGCCUUUCAAAAUUCAAAAACGUUCAUUUUUAGACUAUUUAACACUGAAAAUGGAAAACAUUUUAA